AUGUCGGCCGAUUGUGCUUGCCGCCUCAAGUGUUUUGUUUUGACUACGGUUACUCUCGCCCUCCUCUCUUGGGUCUCGCCCACGCCGCAAGCUGCGUCGCGGUCAGUCUGUCAGGACGCCACCACGCUGCUGUUCGCUGCACACGAUAUGCCAGAAACAGUGUCCCUCAAAAUGCUGUGGGUCCAGUUGGCACAUAUCUUCAGGAGGAAGGCGGGGCAGGGUGUGCUGUGGAAAUGGUGGCUGGUCACGAUGCUGGUGGUGGUGUGUGUCUUUGUCCUCCUGCUGGUGUUCUCGUUGAGGACUCCUAGGACAGAGCUGAGGGAGCCGCCCAGGGCCGACUCAUUACUGGCGCUGCAAAGGAUCCUCGGUUUGUUGGAUCCUCGCUUUGUGCAGCAGGUGGCACCGAGUGAGCAGCUCCAGGAGAGCCUCCUGGCGGUGGACGGUGAUGGAAAUGACAGCGGCAACUUGGAGGUGUGUCCUGAGCGGUACCUGGGACCCGCCCACGACCCACCCUACCACACCCACGCCUUCACUUCAGAUUGUGACAACCAGGUUGCUCUCGCUGAGUUGGUCACCAUAGCCCUGGACGCUAGCGGGUUCGCCCCUUCACUGCUGCAGCUCCUCCUCCAGGACAUCUUCAGGUACAGGACUGUCCCCGUGGUAGUAGCGGUGUCGUCCAACGAUGCUGCUCAGGCUGCCAGGAAGUUUAAGCACGUGAAGGUGCUGCGGGUCGGUACCAGCACCCCUACCGCCGUCAGGUGGACUCGCAUCCUGAAGAUAGUGAACACUAAAUACGUCCUAGUGGGUCGUCACAUCAUCUCCUUCUCCCCUUUCUCAGACCUCCAGAGGCUUUUAAGAGUCUUUCGCAUGACUCCUGACGUUGCCUUCGUCAGCGCCGCCACCAGAAGCGAGCAGGGGAACUGGAAGGUAGCGUGUUACCAAUCUCGCUUGGAAUUGUUUGGCUUUACGCUCAAGGAAGGGUACGCCAGCUCUGUGUUUGAGUGCAUGUACUGUGACGCGGUGGGCGGCCCCUUUUUGACCACGCUAGCCAUGUUUAAAGAAACGCCCCUUGACACACGUCUCCCAGACGACGUCUUCUUUAGUGACUGGUUCAUGCGGAUUCAUGGUGAUGGUAAACUGGGCACUCUCUGCCCAGAUGUUUUGUUUUUUACAAGUGAGAGCCGCAACCAUCCCUGGGAAAAGCGCGAGUCCUGGGCCGCUAUCGCUAAAAAGUGGGGCGUGACAGACAUCCACCUGCCGGGUCACACCGAGCAUCACUUCUCCUGUCUGGUUGCUAGGCUAGACUGCGGCGCGCUGAAGCACCAGCACUUAGCCGCUCCUCCUUGCUGUCUGGCUCGUCUAGGCUUCAUGCUCAGCGAUAUGAUCCACGCCCUCGAAAGUCUGUACAUUAAGGUGCACUUAGCUAACGUGACGGUUGUUGACAGCGUCAAGGGAGGCCUACAACCCUGGGUAGACGACGUCCACCUGGCUGUGAGGAACACCACUCACGACUUCACACUGGUAGUAACACUCUUAAAGACUCGCGGGUUUACUGUGAACUAUGACAAGAUGUCAGGCGAGUAUCAUGUUCAGGCUUUCUCACACAACGUAGUAUUACAUCCUUGCUCUGUUGACUUGGAGUCUGAUCUUCCUCCCACUCAGAAGCAAGUGUCAACGAGAUUAACUAUCGGAAGCGCCACUCUCCCGGCACCCCCUAACCCAGGUCUAUACGCCCGUGGCCUGCUAGGUCCGGGGAGCCUCCUUCACCGUCCCUUAGGGGAAGGUUGGCCCCCGUGUCUCGUGCCAGGUCACCACGCCUGCUUGAACCACCUCCCUGUGGAUGGCACCGUUAUCAGACUGGAGGCCCGUUCCCCUUGAUGGCACCUUCAGGAGGCGCGUCACUGGUCACCACCUCACAACACUGCGGGGGGACAAGUGGUGUCUGUUGUGAUCUGAGCAGCAAUAGUAUUUUGUUAGGCUAACAUGUACGACCAGUCAACACAUGAAGCGGGAAGUAGGACAUCAAGAAACUCGCCGCAUUCUUGGGGCAGUUCAGUACACGCUUUGUAAACCUUCACGCUGAGUGCUGAGCCAAGGAUUGUUGUGCGGCAGCGUCUCGCGCGGCGCUUAUCAGAGGCUCACCCCUUGCCUGGCCAGCGGUGUGUCCUCGGGUUAUCUUGAGUCAUCGACGCCAUCAGGGUGUGACAUUAAUCGUCAAGACUCAAGGAUUCUGUGAUAGCAGCGUGAUUCACGGUCCGUAUCGUGAGAACCAAGAGCUUCGCUGACCUUCCUGCCGCUCAAGGUUGUGGCUCCCGUGGCACCACACGUCCACCUCACCUGCCUAUCCCUCCCCCCUUCACACCCCUUUACCUGCCCCUCACGCCCCUUCACCCGCUCCCCACACCCCUUCAGCAGACUUUCAGCCACUAAACACAUCUUUCGCUUGGUUAAUGGAAUUUUGAGAGAUAUUAGGAGUGUUUUUGAUCAUUUCCAUCUUGAGAUAUUGGUGGUUAGCCUUCUUGUCCCCGACCACCCCCGUCUCGCUGUCCAUACUGGUCCUGUAUCUCCCCUCCUUGCCUCACCAACCUUCGUGUUUCUCUUUGUUCCUCCUGCUUGUGUUUCCCUUAUUUCUACUACUACUACUACUACAAUAUCUACUUCGUUUACUACUACUUCUUCUUUUACAACAACAACGACAACGACAACGACAACAACAACAACAACAACAACAACAACAACAACAACAACAACAACUACAACUACUACUACUACUACUACUACUACUACUACUACUACUGAAUGUCGUCGCCAUGCAAAGUGAAGGAAGCAGUUCUCCAAUAUCACUCUCGUGGGAAACAGCCUCUUGAGUUUGCUGAUAAGUCUUACAAGUACUCGAUCUUAUCACGAAAGCAUUGAUGUUUUGGUGAAUUUUCCUCUGCACUGUAUGGCAUAGAAUUCAGUAGCGAUGAUAUUAGGAUGUCUUUUACUGUUAUCUGUAGAGAGAGAGAGAGAGAGAGAGAGAGAGAGAGAGAGAGAGAGAGAGAGAGAGAGAGAGAGAGAGAGAGAUUCACACUGAUGAACCUCACAUAGCAAAAUGAUAAACGAAAGGAAAGAAAAAAAAAUCUUCGUUAAUUGCACCAUGUGAUGAGAGAGAGAGAGAGAGAGAGAGAGAGAGAGAGAGAGAGAGAGAGAGAGAGAGAGAGAGAGAGAGAGAGAGAGAGAGAGAGAGAGAGAGAGAGAGAA
Molecule: messenger RNA, 3243 nt
Organism: Scylla paramamosain (green mud crab)
Lineage: Eukaryota; Metazoa; Arthropoda; Malacostraca; Decapoda; Portunidae
Exons: 6
Coding region: 1-1878 (625 amino acids)
Source: RefSeq, a predicted model, not a curated record